GACCGGGACCGGACGCACCUGCGGCUCCGCGGCGGCAGCGCCCGAGCCGAUCCUCGCAGCCACAGCGAUGGGGCGUCGCGGGGGCUACCUGGCCCCGCUCUGCCUCCUUCUGCUCCUGCUCCAGGCUGGCGAGCGGCUGUGCGAGCGGGCAGCACCGUGCCAGCCCGGCUUUACCGCAGAGACCUUCACCCUCGCGGUGCCGGGGGGCAGCGUGGCGGCGGGACGAGCGCUGGGACGAGUGAGCUUUGUGGGCUGUGACGGGCAGCGCCGUGCCGUGUUCCUCGUGGACGACCCGCGCUUCAAGGUGAGCAGCGAUGGCCGCGUCGUCACCGCCCGGCCCCUGCAGCUGCGGCAGCACCAGCGCCUCAGCUUCACCGUCCACACCCGCGACGCCGCGGGCAAGAAGCACUCGGCCAGGGUGACCGUGCGCAGGCGGCACCGGCGGCACCAUCACCACCAGCAGCAGGAUGCGGCACCCGACGUGCUGAGCUUCCCCCAGCCCGGCCGUGGCCUCCGGCGGCAGAAGAGGGACUGGGUCAUCCCCCCCAUCAACUGCCCCGAGAACGAGCGCGGGCCCUUCCCCAAGAAGCUGGUGCAGAUCAAAUCCAACAAGGACAAGGAGACGAAGGUUUUCUACAGCAUCACGGGGCAGGGGGCCGACACCCCCCCCGUGGGCGUCUUCACCAUCGAGCGGGAGACGGGGUGGCUGGAGGUGACGAAGCCGCUGGACCGGGAGGAGAUGGAUAAAUACACGCUCUUCUCCCACGCGGUGUCGGCCAACGGGCAGCCCGUGGAGGACCCCAUGGAGAUCAUCAUCACCGUGACGGACCAGAACGACAACCGGCCUGUCUUCACCCAGCAAGUCUUUGUCGGCUACAUCGAGGAGAACGCGAAGCCGGGCACGUCGGUGAUGACGGUGAACGCCACGGACGCGGACGACGCCAUCAACGUGAACAACGGCAUCAUCGGCUACUCCAUCCUCAGCGAGGAGCCCAGGAGCGCGCAGCAGAUGUUCACCAUCGACCCCGAGAAGGGCAUCAUCAGCGUCAUUGGCACCGGGCUGGACCGGGAGACCACUCCCAACUACACACUGAUCAUCCAGGCUGCGGACCAGGAGGGCAGCGGCCUCACCAACACCGCCACGGCCAUUGUGGAAGUCACCGACGCCAACGACAACCCGCCCAUCUUCGACCCCACCACGUACAAAGGGAUAGUGAAGGAGAAUGAGGUGGGGCUGGUGGUGGCCCGGCUGCACGCCACGGACCAGGACCUGCAGGGCUCCCCUGCCUGGCAGGCCGUGUACCGCAUCAGGAGCGGCGACCAGGACGGCGACUUCACCAUCACCACCGACCCCAAAACCAACGAUGGCAUCCUGAAAACAGCCAAGGGCCUGGACUACGAGAGCAAGAGCCAGUACAACCUGGUGGUGACAGUGGAGAACGCCGUGCCCCUCACCGUGCCCCUGCCGCUCUCGACCGCCAACGUCCUGGUGGUGGUGGAAGAUGUGAAUGAGGCGCCCGUCUUCGUGCCCCCGGUCAAGAGGGUGGAGGCGAGCGAGGACCUGCCGCUGGGGCACGAGGUCACCUCCUACACGGCCCAGGACCCCGACAGGGACCAGAGGCAGAAAAUCACGUACCGCAUGGGCAGUGACCCCGCGGGCUGGCUGGCCAUCGACCCCGAGAACGGCAUCGUCACGGUGGCACAGCCGCUGGACCGGGAGUCACCGCACGCCAUCAACAGCACCUACAAGGCCAUUGUCCUGGCCGUGGACAACGGGGUGCCGGAUGCCACCGGCACGGGGACGCUGCUCCUCUUCCUCCAUGACGUGAACGACAACGGGCCCACGCCGGAGCCCCGCAACUUUGACAUCUGCAACCGGCAGCCUGAGGAGCAGGUGCUGAACAUUGUGGACAAGGACCUGCCCCCCAACACCUACCCCUUCCAAGCCGCGCUGGAGUAUGGCUCUGGGAGCAACUGGACGGUCAGAGUGAAGGAUCGAGACCUGCUGGCGCUGAGGCUGACCAAGGAGCUGGAGCCAGGGGAGUACAACGUGUUCCUGAAGCUGACGGACGGGCAGGGCAAGGCGCAGAUGACACCGGUCAAAGCCAUAGUGUGCGACUGCGAAGGGCCAGCCAAGAACUGCGAGCGCCGGGCGUACGUGGUGGGAGGCCUGGGCGUGCCGGCCAUCCUGGGCAUCCUGGGGGGCAUCCUGGCACUGCUGAUCCUGCUGCUGCUCCUGCUGCUCUUCGCCAGAGGCAGGAAGGUGGUGAAGGAGCCGCUGCUCCCGCCCGAGGACGACAUGCGGGACAACGUCUACCACUACGACGAGGAGGGUGGUGGUGAGGAGGACCAGGACUAUGACCUGAGCCAGCUGCACCGGGGCCUGGAUGCACGCCCAGAGGUGAUCCGCAACGACGUGGCCCCCACGCUGAUGCCGGCCCCCCAGUACCGGCCCCGGCCUGCCAACCCCGAUGAGAUCGGCAACUUCAUUGACGAGAACCUGAAGGCGGCCGACACAGACCCCACGGCCCCACCAUACGACUCCCUGCUGGUGUUUGACUACGAGGGCAGCGGCUCGGAGGCCACUUCGCUCAGCUCCCUCAACUCCUCCGCCUCGGACGGUGACCAGGACUACGACUACCUCAACGACUGGGGCAGCCGCUUCAAGAAGCUGGCGGAGCUCUACGGCGGCGGGGAGGAGGAGGACUAGGAGCCCCCAGCGCCAGGGCUGGCCUGGCCGGCCGCUGCCUGCUCGGCAGCUCAGCUCACUUCACCCCCCUGGGCCCACAUCGAUCUUUGCCUGGGGAGGUGGCUGAACACUCCCCCAACACCUCUCAACCUGGUGUCAGUUUCCCCCUGAGCCAGUGCAGGGGAAGCUGAGGGUCACCGGGGCUGAGGGGGGGUUUUGGGGAGCCGUUGUUUCCUGGCCCUCCUCAGCUCCCGCCAGGACACGGAACCCUUCUGUCCUUCCCCUGCUCUGGGCUGCGUGGGCCAGGACCUGCUUCUCCUCCCCGGCAGGGAUGGGCUCCACCACCUCCCUCCCUUUUCUGGGGAGGAAAAAGGUUUCCGUGGCCCCCUGAAAUACCUCGUGCUCCGGGCCCACCGUGCUGCUGGCGUCAGGGCGGGCGGGGAGAGGCGAUGGAUAAACCACAGCCCAAAGCUGUGCCGCCAACGAGCUCGUGCAGGCAGAUUCCUGCUUCUCUGCAUCCCCAGGUUCUGAUGUGAUUUCCCUCUGUCUUGUGCCAGGUGUAAUUGUUGGUGCAGGCAAUGAAAGGCGCUUCUGGAAAUCAAAGGGCUUUGACUGAAAUCCUGAACUCUGUGUUUUGCUGUUGUGGGGGUUUGUUGUUGUUUUUUUAUCGGGGGGGGGGGAGGAAAGGGUGCGAUGUGGGCUGGGAACCCAGCACCGGGCUGGUUAGUGAUUGAUUGUUUGGUUUUUAUAUUAAAUGGAAAUAAUAAUAAAUUGUUCUGAGAAAAC
Colius striatus (speckled mousebird) is the source of this 3475-nucleotide messenger RNA. RefSeq names its product cadherin-1-like. NCBI's taxonomy places the organism in Eukaryota, Metazoa, Chordata, Aves, Coliiformes, Coliidae. Bases 68 to 2710 code for a protein of 880 amino acids. Gene Ontology annotation, molecular function: calcium ion binding; cadherin binding. The transcript has 16 exons. Gene Ontology annotation, biological process: cell-cell junction assembly; calcium-dependent cell-cell adhesion; adherens junction organization. Gene Ontology annotation, cellular component: adherens junction; catenin complex; plasma membrane. The record is from RefSeq and is a predicted model, not a curated record.